This is a messenger RNA of Aspergillus calidoustus, 1779 nucleotides long. NCBI's taxonomy places the organism in Eukaryota, Fungi, Ascomycota, Eurotiomycetes, Eurotiales, Aspergillaceae. The record is from the annotation of a GenBank genome assembly.
AUGGUUCAAGAUUUCUUCAAUGUUCUCAUCUCGAUGGACAUCAAACGCAAACCGGCGCCAACUCUCUCGCCAGUCGAGUAUGGCGUCGUGCAGCGACCCCUGACACCCGCUCCGCCGCCUCCGCCCCCGUACUCCCCCAGUCCCUACGUCGCCUACAAUCCCUACACCGCGUAUUCCCCGGCCUCCGGUUCUCCUCACUCUCCUCACUCCCGCUCCCCUCAGUUUCCUCCACCUUCACCAGCUCCAUCUCUCUCGCCAUCCCUCCAACCUCCUCGCCCUCAUCCGCUUCCUCGACACCGAAGUCAACCGAAUCUCCGACCGCCGCCAAACACACAACCACCACCGCCGAUCCCCCGAGCAGAGACGUCUCUUCCACCUCCACCCGAAUCCUCCUCAGACAAACCCUCCUUCGCCGCCGACGCGCGCCAUUUCCUCGGCGGCCUCAUCCACCACCCCUCCGAAUCGACAAAACACUACUCCAUCCUCCGCCACUCGCACGGCGUCGUCUUCUACCGCGGCCCCACGACCUCCGUAACCGUCUCGAUCUUCGCUGACGCCCCACUCCCCGCAGACCGAUCGCUCUGGCUACAAUGCAAAGGGUGGAGUGGAAAGACGGGAAUGCGCGCGAAGGCGCUCUUUCGGCUUCAUGACGACUGGGUGGACGUUUCGCCGUCGGUCGCGAUGCGUGCAGAUCAGGUUGAGACAAACAAGGAGCGCGCGUGGCAGCGAGAUAUUGCCAAGUUCUACAAGAAGGCGUCCAAGCGCGUCCGGGAUACGCAUCGGCUGCGGGAGACUACCGUUGCGCGAAUACCGCCGGAUGCAGAGGACGGUUACUUUCAGCUGAUCCUGUGUCAGGGCGAGAAGAAGGUUCUUUGUCGCAGUCCGGUCUUUCGCAUCCUCUCUACCUCAAUCGAUCCGAGUUCGCUCCGCGGCGCGAGCCUCACGACCCUGCCGCUGGAAGUCGGUGCACUCGUCGCCGGGACAUACGCGCAGGCAAUGGCUUCACGAUUUGUGACUCCGGUGACUACCGUCGCCUCGACCGUCACUGCACGAUACAGACCUGGCUGGUUGGGGGAAACAGCCAUAACUACAGCAUACGAAGCGAUAACCAGCCGCUCGGACGAAAACACCCCAGAUUCACAUGCACCACCCUCAAUUGAAAACGGUCCUCAAACGCCCUACCCACUCAGCGUCACUUCGCGCCCAAUCCAAUUCCUUGACCCCACCCGAAUGACUGUCAAAAUUCCCUCCGACAUUCAAGACAAGCUACGCGGCUUCUUCUUCGGCUGGACGCGCCUUGCCCCAGACCAACCCUGGCAAAUGAGCAUCCUCUCCGUCCGCUCCUGGGACGGCACAGCAGCCACAGGCCCCGUCUCGCUCUCCCACACAACUCGCAAAGUCGCGACCCUCCGCCUGCUCCACGAUCCAAUCCCACAUCCGCCUCCGUCCUCACUCACCGUUCGCCUCCUCGGCUUUCUUCGCCCGGAUCUCCCGCCCCCGUCCGCGCGCACAGAACGCGAUCUUGCCGCUGCGCAUGCAGCAGCGGCAGAGGCGGCUAUCCAGGCGGAGUACUACGACACAGAGUACGUCCAGGCGAUCCUCGACCACCCGCUCUGGGCGCCGGACGCUACGCCCGACCGGAAGGGGUGGUUUGACCGGACGAAGGACGGCGCUGGGAAUGUCGUGACGCGUGGGCAGAAAAUUAUUGAGAAGAUUGGGGUGCGGAGUGGGCUUGAGCACGAGGCUGUCGGGGGGUAUUACAUUGUCCGGGACAACUGA